This is a messenger RNA of Magnolia sinica, 1882 nucleotides long. RefSeq names its product chaperone protein dnaJ A7A, chloroplastic-like. Bases 266 to 1615 code for a protein of 449 amino acids. Gene Ontology annotation, biological process: protein refolding; response to heat. Gene Ontology annotation, cellular component: cytoplasm. NCBI's taxonomy places the organism in Eukaryota, Viridiplantae, Streptophyta, Magnoliopsida, Magnoliales, Magnoliaceae. The record is from RefSeq and is a predicted model, not a curated record. The transcript is spliced from 8 exons. Gene Ontology annotation, molecular function: ATP binding; heat shock protein binding.
UUGGGCGGACUCUGGUAAGGCGGCAGUUUCACCUGCUCAUUUCAGCCCUCUCUUUCUCAUCUCAGCGAGCCCUCGUCUCUUCCGUGACUCUCAGUAGCACUCGAAACGAAGCUCCAUCACAAAGAAGAAGAAGAAGAAGAAGAAGAGAGAGAGAGAGAGAGAGAGAUACACACAAAGAAAGGAAGAGACGAAGCCACAGCAGAAAAGCAGGGCAGCAAGGACAAACUGGUUUUUUCUCGUCCUAUAUUUCGUUAAAGAAUUUUCAAUGGCCAUUAUACCAUUUGGAGGCACAUGGGUUGCACAGUGGGGGGUUCAACCUCAAGUAAUGUCAAGACCAUCUCCACGAGCCAUGGCAUGUUGUGUCACAAAUAAGUUCCUGACAUCCCAAUUUGGCUUCUCAAGCAAGGAAAAAUAUUUGGCAUCAUCGUUUGCGAGCAUAUAUACUCAAGAUUCUCUACAUGCCUUGUUUAAUAUGGGAUCAUCUCAAAAUUGUCAUCGCCGUAGGGGAGCAAGACUAGUUGUUAGAGCUGACAGUGAUUACUAUUCUGUCCUUGGUGUGUCAAAAAAUGCUAGUAAAUCUGAAAUAAAAAGUGCUUAUAGGAAACUUGCGAGGAGUUAUCAUCCAGAUGUCAACAAGGAACCUGGAGCAGAACAAAAGUUCAAGGAUAUUAGCAAUGCCUAUGAGGUGUUGUCGGAUGAUGAGAAGCGAUCCCUAUAUGAUAAGUACGGAGAGGCUGGACUCAAAGGUGCUGGUAUGGGAAUGGGGGAUUUCAGCAAUCCGUUUGAUCUCUUCGAGUCGUUAUUUGAGGGCAUGGGUGGAAUGGGCGGCAUGGGUGGUGGCCGAGCUGCUAGAAACAGGCCGAUUCAAGGUGAGGAUGAGAGCUACAAUCUCGUUUUGAAUUUCAAGGAAGCAGUUUUCGGCGUGGAGAAAGAGAUCGAGAUCACCCGGCUUGAGAGUUGUGGCACCUGUGAUGGGUCGGGUGCCAAACCUGGGACCAAGCCGACUAAAUGUAGCACUUGUGGGGGCCAAGGCCAGGUCAUCACAUCUGCAAGGACUCCAUUGGGUGUCUUCCAGCAGGUGAUGACAUGCUCGACUUGUGGUGGGACCGGGGAAUCAGCCACACCUUGCAACACAUGUGGUGGGGAUGGCCGUGUGAGGAAGACGAAGAGAAUUAGUCUCAAAGUUCCAGCUGGCGUGGAUGCUGGUAGCCGACUGAGGGUCCGAUCAGAAGGGAAUGCUGGUAGAAAAGGUGGCGAACCUGGCGACCUGUACGUUUUCAUUGAUGUCCUCCCUGACCCAGUGCUCAAACGGGAUGGGACCAACAUCCUCUACACGUGCAAGGUGUCCUACAUUGAUGCGAUCUUGGGAACAACGAUCAAGGUCCCAACGGUGGAUGGCACAGUAGAUUUGAAGAUCCCAGCUGGGACACAGCCAGGAACGACACUGGUGAUGGCAAAGAAAGGGGUACCAUCGCUCGACAAGCGGUAUCCUAGGGGAGACCAGUUGGUCCGAGUGCAGGUUGAGAUUCCAAAGAGGCUGAGCGGCGAAGAGAGGAAGUUGAUCGAAGAGUUGGCCAACCUCAACAAGGCAAAAACUGCAAACAGCAGAAGGUAGUUGGGACAGGUUGGUGCCUUUGUGGUAAUCUGAAUCUUCUUUUGGCAUGCCUUAUUCUUUCUAUAAUUUUGUGGGUGUCAUAUUAGACUGUUAAUUGGCAGCAUCACGAUGGGGGAAAUAUGAGACUGAUUUCUCUCAAUCAGGUUUGUUAGGGGCACUUAUCCUUGUAGUAGUCUACAACUGUGUAUUUUUCCCUGUUGAGAAGGAAUGGAGAGAGGAAAGAAGAAAAAUGAUAGAAAAUAGAUGCCUCUCCCUAUUUUACUUGCC